Molecule: messenger RNA, 1788 nt
Organism: Fusarium sp. VM40
Lineage: Eukaryota; Fungi; Ascomycota; Sordariomycetes; Hypocreales; Nectriaceae
Source: the annotation of a GenBank genome assembly
AUGAUAUCCAAGAUACUUCUCACAGCCUUGGCCCUGGCUAGCCUCGGUACUACCAAAUCCAUCCAGAUCGAAGAUACUCCCGUCCUUCCCAAUGGAUGGGAAAAGAUCGACAAGACAGCCGAAUUUAGCCAUGCGCUGCGACUCUCUAUCGCUCUGCGACAACCCGAUAUCGCAAACCUCAAGACAGGACUACGGAGACGCGAUAUUACAUCUGGGAAGUACAUCCAGCGUCACCUGAGCCAGAAGGAGGCCCUCGCCCUGCGAGAUCCAGACCAGCAAGAUGUCGAUCAGGUACUGGCCUGGCUCAAGAGCAAAGGUGUAGCAGCAAAGGCGACACCGGACAAGGACUGGAUCCACGUCAAAACAACUGUCAAAGCAGCCCAGGAUCUUCUCGACACUGAAAUUGGCUUUUAUCAGUUUCAAGACCAAACGCCUGUUCUUCGAACAAGACAGUACUCUGUGCCCGAAUCUGUGGCCGAUGCCAUCAGCUUCAUCCACCCAAUCGCCAACUUCAUGAGACCCACGAAGGAACUCACCACCCUCGAACCAGACUUUACACCAAGUCAGCCCGAAGACUCACAUCAGGAGAAGCGUGCCGUUGCUUGCAGCAGGGGCGUCACGCCCGAUUGCCUCCAUGACCUGUACAAUAUCAGCUAUCCCGCCUACAACGGCAGCUCCUCUAUCCGCUUUGGCAUUGCUGGUUUCCUGGGAGAGAACGCCAACUAUGAGGACAGCAACGAUUUCCUCAGGAUUUACGCAAAGCCACUCUAUCAAGCUCGUUAUAACUUCUCGGUCCAGUUGAUCAACGGUGCCAAGAACUCACAAAAGCUUUUCGAUGCAGGAAACGAGGCGGCUCUCGAUGUUCAGUAUGCUAUGGCACUUGGCUAUCCCACCAACAUCACUUACUACCUUGCUGAUGGCCGUGGCCCUACGCUGGACGACGAUGGCGAGGAACUGCCUGAGGAGUACAACGAUAACGAACCCUACCUCGAGUUCCUCGACUACCUUCUUGAUCUCUCCGAUGAUGAGGUUCCCCAUGUGCUAUCUGUUUCUUAUGGUGACAACGAGGUUUCGGUCCCCCGCAAGUACGCCGAGCGUGUCUGCUCUCUGUUCGGACUUUUGACGGCUCGCGGUACAACUAUCCUGGCAGCUUCAGGUGACGGAGGUGCUAAGGGAUCAAGCAAUUCAAGCUGCCACACUGUCGACGGCAGCAACAAGGAUGUUGCUAUGGCUGUCUUUCCCGCGACUUGCCCAUGGGUCACAAGCAUCGGCGGCGUAACGACCGCGACAGACCCACCUGAGGGCGCUGAGUUCAGUGGCGGUGGUUUCUCGCAGUACUUCCCCCGUGAGAAGUGGCAGGAUGCCUCUAUCAAGAGCUACGUCAAGGCGCUCGACGGCCAUCUCGAUGGCUACUACAACGCCAGCAACCGAGGAGUGCCUGACAUGUCUGUCGUGGCUACCAACUUCAUCACCCGUAUCAAAGGACAGUCAGCAGGUCUUCGAGGCACCAGCGCCAGCACGCCUGUAGUUGCGGCCAUGAUCGCGCUGAUCAACGACGCGCGCGUGCGCAAGGGCAAAGAUGUGCUGGGUUGGAUCAACGAGGCUCUCUAUUCAGAGGAGGUGCAGGCUGUGCUUCAGGACGCGGUCAAGGGAGACAGCCGAUCGUGCGAUUUCAGAAAAGGUGGCAGCCCUGGAGGCUGGCCGGCAUCCAAGGGCUGGGAUGCGAUUACAGGGCUUGGAAUUCCAUCUGAUUUCCAGAAGCUAUUUGACGUCCUGGUGGCCAUUUGA